Molecule: messenger RNA, 1263 nt
Organism: Iphiclides podalirius (scarce swallowtail)
Lineage: Eukaryota; Metazoa; Arthropoda; Insecta; Lepidoptera; Papilionidae
Source: the annotation of a GenBank genome assembly
AUGGCGGCCAAAUCGCCUACGGCCAGUGUGAGGUCGCGGGAAAUCAUCGGAGUGGAGCAGUUCAGUCAGCGGCGCGAGGUGUUCGACAGGUACGACACUGUGUUCGUGCCCGUUCCGUCGCCAACUACGCCAACGCCGGCUUAUAGGGAGGUCGAGCCGAUAGUGACGUCCAACCACGGGAAGACCACGGCCAAUUUCAAACGCAACACACCCGGAUACUCCAGCAUGCGGGAGACACGGAGCGAGGAGCACAACCACUUCGAUUUCCGGCCGCGAAAGUACUCAGACAACUUCACGUCCGAGCUUAACCAGAGCGAUGACGUCGACUACAGGCACAGCAUGACGGAGAGAACGAGGCGGCUGUCGAAGCUGCGCAGGGAUUUCCUGAACUCGAACCUGCACGAUCCCAGCGGAAGCCCGCAGUUCACCCGUGGCGGUGUCCGUGCGUCGAUGCCCACAAACAACGCGUCCCCGGUGAAAUAUAAAAUUGAAAGCCCCAAUUUAUUUAAGUUCCCGUUUGCGGAGCCAUACUCGACACCGACGCCAGUGCGCAGAGUUGUUGUAGACCUGGGCUCACCCGAGGUAGACGGGAAAGAAAACCAAGAUCCGGCAGAAAAAAGUAGACAUCAAAGCCUGCCUAAUCAUGAGGUGUCUUCUAAAAUUGACCAUCAAAAACUUUUCGAAGAACUAGUAAAGCGUUAUUCACCUCAGCGCAAACCUAUUGAUUGGAAAAUACCACCGACAAGACCCCGAGUGGUGGCCUCCGUUCCUAAAUCGAAUUCGAGCGUUGCCGAAAGUGUUGAUAGUGUCGAUAAAAAAGCCCCGGACGAGAAAUUGAACAGCACCGAAAACGACGAUGUCUUUGAAAACAAAAGCGCACAGUCUGAGAGGGAAAACAAUAACGAAACGUUAAAUCAGUGUCAAAAAUUCGUUGAAAACGGACCUGAAAUAUUAAUCGAAGGGAACGGAAAAAACAAUGAUUUGCAAAAUAUGGAAAAAAAUAAAAAUGGGAAUGGAUUGGAGACCUCCUUGAUGGAAUUAGCAGAGAAAAAUGAUAGAGUUCCUGAAUUAUCGGCUGUACAACAGCAAUUUAAUAGAGACAUUAAAAAGCAGCCUGUGGAAACGGUGACUGAUUUAACGAUUCCGGCUUUAAUAGAGAAGAUGACGAUGGAAGGCGACAACAUAGAAAACAACGAGAAAAUAAAGAAAGUUAAAAGAAAGAGGAGUUUCUUAGACAAACUUUUAGGUCGUAAUAAGGAAAAG